AGAUCCGAUUCGGAUGAACGACUCGUUGACGAGUCGGGCAUCGCUGCUCUUCGGUGAACAUGGCCGCUCUCAGCAAGUCCAUACCGCACACCUGCUAUGAGAUUGGACACACUUGGUGUCCGUCAUGUACAGUGUCAGUACUGCAGGUGACAGCCGGCGCCCUGGAGGUCUCCUUCAAGAUAUACGCCCCGCUUUAUCUAAUUGCCGCCAUCCUAAGGAGGAAGAAAAAAGACUACUACAAGAAGAGGCUCAUCCCUGAGAUCAUGCAGUCCACGUCCUUUCUGACCGCAAACGGAGGCCUGUACAUUGCCUUUUUCUGCUUGCUAAGGAGGCUGUUGGGUCGUUUCUACUCCUGGUCUGUAGGCUUUGGAGCUGCACUGCCUGCCUCAUACAUCGCUAUUCUGAUAGAACGCAAAAGCAGGAGAGGACUUCUAACAAUAUAUAUGGCAAAUUUGGCAACUGAAACAGUAUUCCGGAUGGCUGUUGCACGAGGCAUUGUUAGUCCUUUAAAACAUGGAGAGGUUUUACUCUUCUGCUUGACUGCAUCACUCUACAUGUUUUUCUUCAGAUGUAAAGAUGGACUUAAGGGCUUUGCUUUCUCAGCGUUAAAAUUUAUUGUAGGAAAGGAGGAGAUCCCCACACAUUCCUGCCUGGCUGAGACCACCAGUGCUUCUCGCUCAGAGAGGGCAGAGGUCCAGCCCAGCCCUCAGCCAGAGGAGGAACGGGUGUCGUCCCGAGGGGGGGCCAUCGCUGCCUUGACCCGCAGACUGCUAGACACUCUAUGCAAACAUGGACCUAGACAUAGAUGUUGCAGACACUACCAAGACAACUGCAUCUCCUACUGUGUUAAAGGCUUCAUCCGCAUGUUCAGCGUGGGCUACCUCAUCCAGUGCUGUUUGAAGGUUCCAUCCGCAUUUAGGCAGGUUUUCACCAAACCCUCUCGCCUUCUGUCGCUGCUCUACAACAAGGAGAACUUCCAGUUAGGAGCGUUCCUCGGCUCUUUUGUCAGUAUAUACAAGGGAACCAGUUGCUUCCUGAGGUGGGUGCGUAACCUUGAUGACGAGCUUCAUGCGCUCAUAGCAGGCUUCCUCGCUGGCUUGUCCAUGUUCUUCUAUAAGAGCACCACCAUCUCAAUGUACCUCUUCUCUAAGCUGGUGGAGACCAUGUACUUCAAAGGCAUCGAGGCCGGGCACUUCCCCUACUUCCCUCAAGCUGACACAGUAAUCUAUGCCGUCUCAACUGCUAUCUGCUUCCAAGCGGCGGUGAUGGAAGUGCAGAAUCUGCGGCCAUCAUACUGGAAGUUUCUGCUAAGGCUGACCAAGGGCAGGUUUGCUCUGAUGAACAGAAAAGUACUUGAUGUGUUCGGGACUGAUGCAUCUAGACACUUCAAAGACUUCACACCCAAACUGGACCCCAAAUACACGCUGUUUCCUCCAGGCAUGGACGUAGAGCUGAGCUAAUGGACCAGGCUGACUGCUGCCACCGUGAUGCUUACGCCACAUAACCAAAUUCUAGAGAGUUUGGUUUAUCUCUCACUUCUACCUUCGUACAAUGUGAGCGGCAUCGCCUUGGUUGAGAGCAUAGCGUUUCUGAUGUUGCACAGAAGCAGUAUUAUGUGUUCAUAUCUGCUCAUAACCCUUGGAAGUUAAUUGGAGUUCUUGGCAGACCUGAUAACUAUUGAAAUAUUUCUACAUUUUAUGGCUUGUUUACUUUUACGCCAGUAGGUGUAAAGCCUCAUCAUUCAGUCGAUACAAGCUGAUAGAAGGUGACUAUUAUAGUUAAAAUUCUGUAAAAUUGACAUGAUGCCUCAAUUGGCAGGGAGAAUGUAGAUGUGUUGAAUUAGAGAUUUACAAUUUUUUUUUAAUAAUCAACCAAGAACAGGACACACUUUUGAGCUCAGCCUCUGGCUGUUUGUUGGAACAGUUUGAACUUUUCUGAACUUUUAUUUGCUCUGUCGCGGUCUGUGACGGCGGUUACUGGACAACAGUAUCAGAUAUCUGACUGUCUGUGUGAAACCGGGUCUUGCUUACAUCAGGGUUUCCUUUGUUCUGUUUUUUUUUUUUUUAGUAGUUUCUUUACUGACAUUUUCAGUAGUGCACAAGUUUUACCCUAAUUUAAAAAAAAAACAACUGGUACUGCCCAAGAACUAAACUGAUUGAAGGGGUAUUUACAGACCUUUGGAGAGAAAACCAGGUAAUUUGGGGUGGAGGGAUGAUAAUUAAACACAUCAUAGACGCCGUUCUCAGUAGCACAGAUUUUAUUUAAAUUAGCAAUAAGCAUCUAGUGUAAAAUAAUAGUGAUAUAAUCAAAUUAUUGCUGUAUACAUGUAUGAAACUCUUUGUAAUUUAUGUAAAAAGAAAAAAAAGCAUAAUGUCUUUUGUUGAUGUUUCUAUAAGAGCAAAUGCUUUCUAUUAAAAAAACAUCUAAAAAUUUCAUGUGUAUUAAAGUGAUUUAACUUCA
Colossoma macropomum (tambaqui) is the source of this 2460-nucleotide messenger RNA. It is a transcript of the gene tmem135, whose product is annotated as transmembrane protein 135. The record is from RefSeq and is a predicted model, not a curated record. Bases 60 to 1460 code for a protein of 466 amino acids. Lineage: Eukaryota; Metazoa; Chordata; Actinopteri; Characiformes; Serrasalmidae. The transcript has 15 exons.